CGUAUUCAUCUGAACUAUCUAAAAUCCAUCCAUGGAUCCGAACACGAGCACGAGCACACAUCCAGCGGGCCUGUCGCCGCUGGAGCUGACGAAGCGCCGCGCGCUGUUGGACAAAAUCUUGCUGCUCGAGUCACGCGGCUCGAUUCUGCCGACCGACGCGCGUACACUCCGCAGUCAGCUGCACGAUAGUCCAAGCGGUCAAUGGAAGGCCGUGGACGUGCGAUUGAAACAGCUAGCACGUAGCUGGAAUCCGUACCAGGACGCGACGAUGGGCUCGUCCAGUGCGAAGAAGUACAAAGACACGAAGAAACUAGACUUUUACCAGCUCCUAGAGCUGGAAAAUGACUCAAAAGUCACCUCCGAAGACAUCAAAAGACGGUUCCGUAAACUAGCGCUGCUGCUGCAUCCAGACAAGAAGCUUACGAGUCGCAAACGUAAACGUGAAAGGAACAUUGAGGAAGAGGAGGAGGUGGAGGUAGAUGAGGAAAAGCUGCGUGUAGUGGAUUCAACGCAGUUUGCGCGCCUCCGAUUAGCGUAUGAAACGCUCAGUGACCCCGAGAGACGCACAGUGUAUGACGCAAAACUGCGGGAAGCUGCACACCCUCAGCAAUCGCAGCAGCUUGGUGAAGUAGUCAGGGAUCAAGUGAAGUUAGAGGCGCCAACUGACUUUGCGUCCUUGGAAUGGAUGGCACGCGUUAAGCACAAGAUGGAUGUGAUGGCUCGGAUUGCCAAGUGGGCCAAGUUACUCUCAGUCAACGCAACCGAACUGCGCUUCGAGACCGGGGAGCCUUGCACAGGUAAAGGCUGUGGAAAAAUUGUGAGUAUGGACCGAGAUUUAGAAUGUGCGGGAUCUCCCCGCCGUCGUGUAUACAUUUGUUUGUUGCACAAAUAUAUCCACGCUUGUGACGAAAGCUGCACAAGUACGUUUGGUGACGCAGAGCUGGAUCGACGCGUGUGUCCCAUGCGAGCGUACUGGCUCAUUCAGAACUGGUUAUUCGACCAGUUGCAAUCCGCAGCCUUCCAAAAGUGGCAGAUGCAGCAGCCUCUGAUAUGUGGCUUUGAGCAGUCUGAAAUUCAUCUUGGCGAUCAAUACACCCGAUUUCAGGUGGAGAGAAUUGCAGAGUGUCAAAGUAAAAUGUGCCAACGCAACUUCCAGUUCUUGGACGAUGGUAUUUAUGCUUGUCGCCGUCACGGAACGCCACAUAUCUGCACUUUCGAGCAGUGCGAUCGACAGGAGCUGCACAUGGGUAGCUACACUUGCUUGGGACGGAUGUUCGUUCGCGUUGCGUUGUCUACUCAGAUGUUCAAGGCGAUGAGACCUCGGUGGAGAUGGAAGCUCGAGGUAGGUGUAACUCCACCAAAUAAGUUGGAGCCGCCACCAAAAUAA
Molecule: messenger RNA, 1387 nt
Organism: Phytophthora infestans T30-4
Lineage: Eukaryota; Oomycota; Peronosporomycetes; Peronosporales; Peronosporaceae
Exons: 3
Coding region: 32-1387 (451 amino acids)
Source: RefSeq, a predicted model, not a curated record